Branchiostoma floridae (Florida lancelet) is the source of this 2973-nucleotide messenger RNA. Its product is annotated as coiled-coil domain-containing protein 92-like. Bases 317 to 1300 code for a protein of 327 amino acids. The transcript is spliced from 2 exons. The record is from RefSeq and is a predicted model, not a curated record. NCBI's taxonomy places the organism in Eukaryota, Metazoa, Chordata, Leptocardii, Amphioxiformes, Branchiostomatidae.
AAAACGAGGCUAUGACCCUUGGUAACCUUUGUUCUCCAGAACGAGGCUGCAUAUUUUAGGUCGGAGUUGUUUUCGCUACAGGGGGGACCAAAUAGUAACAAAUGGUGCCGACAAAUCGACUCCUGCCACCAUGCACCAGCGCCGGGGAGCGAGGAUUUUCGAUCUUCGGCGGAAGGUGAUCUGUUGAAAGGAGGGUGCUGUGUUGGGAAAUACUGCUGGAUCAAGAAAGUUCAGCAAGGAUUCUUGGCGAAACCUGUGUCUAAUUCCUCAAGCCCCCAGGGGGGAUUAAGUCGAGCCAGGUUGGUCCCACUUCAGGAUGGCGACCCUCACUCAACUUCAGGAUAAGCUGCGGAGCGCGCAGGGCUCCAUCCUGUUCAUGCAGCAGGACCAUGCAAAAACUCUGAAGGGUCUUCAUGAGGAGAUGCACAAACUCCAGAAGAAAUGUGCGGAGCUGACGUUCCAACUCGCCAUGGAGACCACCUCCACUCCUGAUGAGGACUACUUUCGUAAGAAAAGUGUGGGGCUGGAGAAGGAACUCAAACAAAAGGAUGACGAGUGGAAGGAUGUUCAGGAACAGGCUGAGAAGAAAGACAAGAGAAUCGAGAUGCUGGAACAACAGCUGAGGGCACAAGAGAAGAAAUUCAAAGAUGAACUGAAACUCAAGAGCACCAAGAUGGCACAGUUGUCUAAUGAACUAGAUUCUAAGUCAGCUACGAUAGCUUAUCUCACAACCCAGUUGCACCAAGUGAAAGUUGGAAAGAACUUGAGAAAAAGCCGUGAGGGUGUGGAGGCUCUGCCCGAGGGCAUGAGCCCGACACCGCCAAGUAGCAGAGAAAAGUCCGGUUCAUCUCGUAAAACGUACAGAAGGGGUGUUACAAACAUGCCUGUCACAGGACCCAUUCGUGCCAUCCACCCAAGCCCCCCUGAUUCCAGAGACAGCAGUGCAAAUGUACGCACAGCAUCCGGUCGUCGACUACCGACUCCGCCAAUGAGACCAAGAACUCCCAGUGGCAGCAAAGUUCUCGACCCCGCACCGUUCCUCGAAAGUAAGAAUGUCGCCCGGGACAGAGAGGUCAGCAUCAAACCAGCACCGGCUGUUCUGCCACCCAUCCUGCCUCCCACCGGGGAUGAAAGCGAAGAGUCUGAGUCAGAUGCCAGCAAUAGGAGAACUUUUUUACGGAGGCAGCUCAGGCUGGCCAAGCAGGCAGACAGGUCGGAAGUGGAAACUCUCGCAGUGGACCAAGUGGGAGGCACUGGUGACAAUACUCUGACUGCUGUUCAGAACACAGAAUCUGACUAGACUUCUUACAGACCUGUACAUGUACAUGAAGAGUUUUUAUGCCAGGAAAUGAAAAAGAGUGUGGUUGAAACCAAGAUGAUCAUCAAAUGAUGUGAAGGUGAUUUGAUGUUUUGCUGUACAAGACAUAGUUUUUGUCUUCAGAGAUAUAGAGUGAUUUUUUUUUACAUAGGUCGUACAUGUAACGUUAGAUUGAAUCAUGAUGUUGAGGUUUUCACUGUCAGCUGCUGCGUUUGUCAGUUUGGGCAAGAGACAUUCGAAACAUACAUAUCCAAGUUAUUUUACAUAUCCCAUUGUAUUUUACUUAAUUUCAAUGCCCACUGAGAACUUGUAACAUUCCAAAGUCUCCAAGUGGUUAAAGAACAAAGACCAAAUGAAAGCGUCACCAUUACCUAUGAAAACCUUAUCUGUAAUUUCAACCAGCACUAUCAUGCAUGAUCUGUUGUUGUACAUAAUGCACCCGAAGUUUAUAUAUUUUGCAUGGAGUUGGGCAUUUAUUUUUAAUGUAGAAAGUGGGUAUCAUAACACCAUAUGGACCAAUUGGCUUUAUUGUAAGACUGUUGACAUAGCGACCUACAGGCUUCUGCCAACAUGUUUGCCACCACAAAUGCUGAUAUCCUGGCAACACAGCAGAUAAUCAUGAUUCCAUGGUAACUGUUUCUCACAGGCACAGCUUGAUGUAGUCCUGCUGUUAUGGCUAAAAUUGGCAUUCCAUUUUUGUCUUCUAAUUGCAUAAGCUCAUCUAUUAUGUAUUUAACAGUAACAUACACUCAAGUCAAGGUCUAGCCGUGGCCUCCUCCUAGAUCUGUUUUAGACUGGUGUUAGCAGCUGUACCUUGCAUAUUUUAAGAUCAAGUGUUGCAGUUUACUUGCUGAUGAUUGUAAUGUACUGCUGUGGGACCAAUCCUGCUUUUUCAAUGCAGGUGUUUUUAAACUAAGGCUGUCUGCUGCAUAUUAACUAUUUAGGGACAGUACCUGUAUCACAUGGCUUUUUUGCCAUUAAAGUUUUGUAACUAGUAUUAAUGUUGUACAUGUAAAAAAAUGUAAAAUUUCUAUAGUUUUUGUUAAAGUAUGAUACAUUUUACAAGUACAACAGUAUCUGAUUGUGGACAGGCUCUUUUGAAUAAUGCCUGACUAUUUCUAAACCAUUGUUGUGCCAUAAACAUGAAACAGCUUCUCACGUCAUUAGGUAAACACAUUGUGUGUUGGUUCUUUUGUUCAGUCCUGUUGGAUACUGUAACUUAGAUCUGGAACUGGAUAUGUUACUAUAGGUGUAACUAAGACAAAAGUUGGCUCUGAAGGGGGUCAACUACUCGCGAUUCCCAAAGGAGGGUGAGACAUAUCAAAUAAGCCUGUAACAGGUACUGCUUUGUGUUAGAUGGAGCCACUUGUGUUGCAGAUCUUGUAAUUUUUUUACAGUAGUAGUAUGAUACUGUAUCUGUUGUGAGUACCAACUAGACCAUAUCGUUUCAAUGUUUUUGCUCAAAAACAACAAACUCUUUAACCUAAUACACAGCUUCUGAGAAGCUUUGCCAAUUUUGACACUUGGACCAAAACUCAGUAUUAUGGUAUACCAUUUGAGGAUGUCAUCUGUGUGAACUUGAAGCCAUUUUUGUGUGCUCAAUGCUGUGUGUGAGUCAGGAAGAGCGUAUGGCAUUAAAAAAUGCUAGCAAACAA